This is a messenger RNA of Penicillium expansum, 1083 nucleotides long. Its product is annotated as alpha/beta hydrolase. NCBI's taxonomy places the organism in Eukaryota, Fungi, Ascomycota, Eurotiomycetes, Eurotiales, Aspergillaceae. Bases 1 to 1083 code for a protein of 360 amino acids. The transcript has a single exon. The record is from RefSeq and is a predicted model, not a curated record. Gene Ontology annotation, molecular function: hydrolase activity.
AUGUCGACUCCAGACUACUUCACCAGCGACCCAGACUGGGAAGCAUUCGCCACUAAAAAUGAUAUUCCGCUUCCCUCGACCACUCCACCGUCGGCCCCAAUCGACUUCACCCAACUUGAUUUCGCUUCCAUUAGAGAAUACGAGGCGACAAAUGACACCAAAUGGGCCGAAAAACACCCUAUAGAAGAGGUCGGCUAUACUACAAAGUCAACUAUAGUCCGAGCCCGCGAUGGUGCCAAUAUCAACGUGAAAGUGUCUUUUCCACUAUCCGACCGUCUCCACGCUAGGGGAAAGGGAAAUGAUAAGUUUUCUCUACCGGUCCUCUUUGUGACGCAUGGUGGGGGCUGGGUUCAAGGCAGUCAUAUCUCGGAGGAAUUGUGGCUCUUAUACCCUUUGUAUAAGCAGUUCGACCUCGUGAUUGUUAGUGUGGAAUACCGUCUGGCUCCGGAGAACCGCUUCCCCAUCUGGAUUGAGGAUUCUGAGGAUGUACUAGAUGCCCUGGUCGAUUCCCCAGAGAGGCUUCUUGGUUUAAACACAAACCUCAGUCAAAGCGCAAACAUCAAUGCCGAUCUCAGUCGACUUAUCCUAGCCGGUUCCUCCUCUGGAGCAGGGAUUAGUGCCGCUCUCUCUCAGAUCUGUCGUGACAAAGGUAUCCCUAUCAACGGUGUUAUCCUUAACGCUCCUAUGCUCUGCGACCCUCGUCAUUUCCCGGUCGAGUACGGUCCCUCUAAAGAGUCCCUUCGCUCGUAUACCCAGUGUAUGGAUAUCUUUAUGGGCUCAAGUGGGUUACUCGCCGUUUGGAAUCUGAUUCAUCCGGAUCCCGCCUCGGGCUUGAAUAUUAAAGCGUCUCCGUUACUUGGGGAUAUAGAAAGUCUUCCACGGCAUUUGAUCUUUGUGGCAGGACAAGAUCCAUUACGAGAUGAGGGGAUCGCGUAUGCUAGGAAGCUAGAAGAGGGAAAUGUACCCGUUACGCUUCAUGUCUAUAAGGGUGUCCCGCAUAAUUUUGGGCACUUUUGGGAGUUACAAGCGACAAAGGCAUUUUGGGGGGAUUUGAGAGCUACUCUGGAGAAAUGGUUGUCAUGA